This is a messenger RNA of Anguilla rostrata (American eel), 3588 nucleotides long. RefSeq names its product U2 snRNP-associated SURP motif-containing protein-like. Gene Ontology annotation, cellular component: nucleus. Gene Ontology annotation, molecular function: RNA binding. The transcript is spliced from 26 exons. The record is from RefSeq and is a predicted model, not a curated record. Bases 183 to 3236 code for a protein of 1017 amino acids. Gene Ontology annotation, biological process: RNA processing. NCBI's taxonomy places the organism in Eukaryota, Metazoa, Chordata, Actinopteri, Anguilliformes, Anguillidae.
AGCACUAGUUCAGUGAGCACCAAGUAGAGUGGUGAAGUUGGACUAUGUCAAGCUCCACCCAUUUGGCUCUGCAGUGAGCACCACUUGCAAAUACUUGGCCCUACAAACCUGCAGCCUGCCUCCUCAGCCACAGGACUGGUUGUCUAUCGAUGAUCAAGACAUCGGUAAUCGACUAAUGUUACAUGAAAAUAAGCAAGAUGGCGGAUACAACGCCUGAUAGUGCGCAGAAAGUCAGCGCUAAGGCACUGUUGGAAAGUAAGCUUAAAGCCUUCAGCAUUGGCAAGAUGGCUGUUGCAAAAAGAACUCUCAGCAAGAAGGAACAAGAUGAAAUAAAAAAGAAGGAGGAUGAGAGGGCUGCCGCGGAGAUCUACGAGGAAUUCCUCGCUGCGUUCGAAGGGGGGGAUGGCAAGAUCAAGGCUUUUGUCAGAGGUGGCAUUGCAAACGCAACAAAAGAAGAAGCUACUACUGAUGAGAAGAAAGGAAAGCUCUACAAACCCAAGUCUCGCUUCACAGAAACAAAAAAUAUUUUGCCGCUAGAAACCCCUCCACAAUUUUUAUCAAUAGAAAAAAAUAGAAAUGCCUCAAAGAAGGGGGAAAAGGGAAAGAAGAAAAGUAACCUGGAGUUGUUUAAAGAGGAGCUCAAGCAGAUACAGGAAGAACGGGUCGAGAGGCACAAGAUGAAAGGACGGGUCAGCCGAUUCGAAGCCCCCUCUGGCCUGGACGGGAGGCGCUCAUUGGAUGGUUGCUCACGAAGAAACCGUCCCUUCAGUGUUCUGGAUGAGUCCGCACCUGGAUCACAUGAUGUUGGAGACCCUUCUACCACUAAUUUAUAUCUUGGAAACAUAAACCCACAGAUGAACGAGGAGAUGCUUUGUCAGGAGUUUGGUCGUUAUGGUCCCUUGGCCAGCGUGAAGAUCAUGUGGCCCAGGACGGACGAGGAGCGGGCCAGGGAGAGAAACUGCGGCUUCGUGGCUUUCAUGACCAGGAGAGACGCAGAGCGAGCGCUCAAACAUUUAAACGGCAAAACCAUUAUGAAUUUUGAGAUGAAACUGGGAUGGGGUAAGGGUGUCCCAAUCCCACCCCACCCCAUAUACAUCCCGCCCUCCAUGAUGGAACACACCCUCCCUCCGCCCCCCUCUGGACUCCCCUUCAACGCCCAGCCCCGCGAGAGGCUAAAGAACCCCAACGCCACGCUGCAGCCCCCACCGAAAAACAAGGAGGAGUUUGAUAAGACUCUGUCGCAAGCCAUAGUCAAAGUGGUUAUCCCAACAGAAAGGAAUUUGCUCUCCCUGAUUCACCGAAUGAUCGAGUUUGUGGUGCGUGAGGGCCCAAUGUUUGAAGCCAUGGUUAUGAACCGGGAGAUCAGCAACCCAAUGUUCAGGUUCCUGUUUGAGAACCAAAGCCCAGCACAUGUGUACUACAGAUGGAAGCUCUAUUCCAUUCUACAGGGAGACUCUCCCACCAAGUGGAAGACUGAGGAAUUCCGCAUGUUUAAGAAUGGGUCAUUGUGGCGCCCCCCUCCACUGAACCCCUACUUGCACGGGACACUGGAGGAUGAAGAGGAGGAAGAAGAGGAGGACGCCAGCAAAAAAGGCUGCUUGAAAGACGACGAGAGAGACAAGCUGGAGGAGAUGCUCCGGGCCCUGGCGCCCAGAAAGGGCGACAUCGCGGAGGCCAUGGUGUUCUGCCUUAGCCACGCGGACGCCGCUGAGGAGGUCGUGGAGUGCAUCGCUGAGUCACUGUCCAUCCUGAAGACCCCUCUGCCAAAGAAGAUUGCACGACUAUAUUUGGUGUCAGAUGUCCUGUACAACUCAUCAGCUAAAGUUGCCAAUGCUUCGUACUAUCGGAAAUUCUUUGAAGCAAAACUGUGUCAGAUUUUCUCUGACCUCAAUGCCACCUACAAGACCAUACAGGGACACCUGCAGUCAGAAAACUUUAAGCAAAGAGUGAUGUCCUGUUUCCGGGCAUGGGAAGACUGGACAGUGUACCCAGACCCCUUUCUGAUCAAACUGCAGAACAUCUUCCUAGGCCUGGUCAGCCUGGACACAGAGAAGGCUACCCUCCAGCCUGUUGUUGAGGAGGAGCCUGCGGAAGACAUCGAUGGAGCCCCCAUUGUGGAGGAGGAGCUGGACGGGGCGCCCCUAGAGGACGUGGACGGGGCUCCUAUUGAGGCUCCCAUCGACGGAGCUCCCCUGGAUGACCUGGAUGGGGUUCCCAUAAAGCCUGUUGAGGAGGAUCUGGAUGGCAUUCCCUUGGACCAGUCUUUGCAAAAACAGGGUUUUAAGACGGCACCUUCAAAGUGGGAGGAAGUAGAUGGUUCGGCACUGGAAGCACAAGCUAUAACCACCUCUAAAUGGGAAGUUUUCGAUCAGCCAGAAGAGACUGAGGCAAGCCUGAAGAAGGAGGAGGCGGAGAGUGAAGGUGAGGAGGACCCCAAGAGUUCUAUAUCGGCAGAGCUGCCUCCACUGCCCAACCCAGCUCGGCCCGCCGAGUCCUCCGACUCCAAAUCGGCCAAGGCCUUGGAAAUCACAGAGGAGAGGCGUGCUAAGCUACGGGAGAUAGAGCUCAAAGUGAUGAAGUUUCAAGACGAAUUGGAAUCUGGAAAACGGCCAAAGAAGUCAGGCCAGAGCAUCCAGGAGCAAGUGGAGCACUAUAGAGACAAAUUACUGCAGAGGGAAAAAGAAAAAGAACUAGAACGGGAGAAGGAAAAAGAGAAGGAGAAAAAGGACCAGGAGAAACCUGAGGUCCGUUUGAAAGAUGAGAAAGACAAAGACAAAGAUGAUUCCACCCCAAACAGAAAGGAGAGGAAACGCAGACACAGCUCCUCGCCCAGUCCCACGCCCAGCAGCAGUCGACGGGCCAGAUCGCCCUCCCCUCGCUCAGAACGCUCCACCCGGUCCUACACCAAGGACAUCUCCCGCUCCUCACACAAAGACUCUCCACGGGACAGGAGCAGGAAGUCCUCCAAGAGGUCACCUUCAGCACCCAGGACACCAAAACGAUCACGAAGGUCCCGGUCGAGAACCCCAAAAAAACCAAGCAAGAAAUCCAGGACUCGGUCGAGAUCUCCACACCGAUCUCACAAGAAAUCCAGAUCCCAGUCUAGGUCCCCACACCGAUCCCACAAGAAGUCCAGGUCCCAGUCUAGAUCACCACACAGAUCUCACAAGAAAUCCAGAUCCAAGUCUAGAUCCCCACACAGAUCUCACAAGAAAUCAAAGAAAAGUAAACACUGAUGAAUCAUGUCCCUCCUACCCACAACUGUGAUGUAGUAAUAACUGGUGCGGAAUUUUUUUUUUAUGUGCCUCAAAGAUGGAAGAAGACACUUUGCUUGGAGAGCCUUCAUUUCUUCCUCCUGUACUCUCCGUUCUUUUCCCCCAUUCUGCACAAACAGCCAUGUUGUCUCCAUGAUUAGAGCCAACAAUGUUCUAUAUUGUAUGAUAAUGACAUUACCUGGUGUCCCAAUUUUCCACAUGGAAAUCAUUGCUGUGGCAGGUCAGUCUGGUUUCCAGGCAGGUGACUGUAGUCUUAUUUUCAUGAUUGUUCCUUUUUUGUAGUUCUCAUUAAAAAAGAAUUUAAGAUAAAAAA